AUGCUGAUUGGUGAUUCAGAAGAUCCAUUCAGAGACCUACUUAACUUUGUUUAUCCCGAUUUGUUGAGUUACAUCUAUGAUCCAGAUUAUUUUCAAGGGAGAAAAAUUCUUGCACCAACUAAUGAAUGCGUCGAGUAUGUGAACGAUCAAUUAAUGUCUCUCCUUCUAGGUGAUGAGAAGGUGUACCUGAUUUCAAAUAGUAUAUGUAUGGACCAGCAAACAACGGAGGACAAUGUAGAAAUCUUUUCGACUGAAUUUCUCAACACAAUAAGAUGCUCGGGAGUUCCUUCUCAUGUAUUGAAGUUCAAGGUCGGUGCACCAGUUAUUCUAAUAAGAAACAUCGAUCAAGUUUGGCAGAUGUAUAAAGGCGUAGCCUCGUCGAACGGGCUAUGCAUCAGCAAAGGGAGGUUGACUGAAGAAAUGUACGUGGAAUUGGUGGGGGCUGUUAAUGUAAGUUGUGGUCUACAGCGUUAUGGUGCACCACCCCUUUCGAGUCUUGAGAAGUGCAACUCUGUGAGUGAGACCUUGCAGAAUAUUUCCGUCGACUAG
Messenger RNA from Erythranthe guttata (spotted monkey flower), 549 nucleotides. Lineage: Eukaryota; Viridiplantae; Streptophyta; Magnoliopsida; Lamiales; Phrymaceae. The record is from RefSeq and is a predicted model, not a curated record.